CCUACUACCUUCUAAUUCAGUUCACUGUGUUUUGUUAUUUUAGGCGUGAUUUAGUGGGUUGAGAUUGCUUAUUUCUACUAUUUGACAACGAUAUUAAUUAACUCUGCUAUAACUAUUUUGACUUAAAAAUAAUCGAAAGCCUAAAAUGUUUUUAUCCGCUUUACACGUACAUUUAGUGUUUAGUACAGUAAGUAAGUACUUAAAUAUCUAGGUCUAUUAAAUACCAGUCCUUAGAGUAACUAAUUGAUAUGUAAUAAAAUGAUAAGUAAUUUUAUACCAUUGUGUUGUGUGUGUUUUAUUUUGCGGUGUUUUUAUUUGAACAUUACCCUAGUCCCUAAUGCAAGCCACGUUAGGGUUUUAGUUGCCAAUUUUAGUAGCAACUAGGUGCCUACUAUACUCCAUUUAACACUGAAACAAUGCAAGGAAAAGUAAAAAUAAACGUAAAAUCUCGUUUCCGUGAUGGUGAGCGAUUUGCUUUGCCAUUCAUCAGUUUUCUUGUUAAAUUCAGGCCAUCUCAACUACAAUUCAAAAAUGGCCAAAUUAAUUUGAUUCUUUAAGAAAUCAUCAUUUUAUUAGCAGUCUACAUAAUGUUUACAAUAUCCCGUUUAAGUUUUUAGUCUCAUAUCCUGUGUGAAGUCUAAACAGGAUAUGAAAAACUUCUCACUCAGUUGGUCAAAUCUGUUUUAAUCAACUACGCUGAAAUGGAGUGCACAUAUUUAGUGAUAUUAUGUAGUUUAGUGCCAUGGUUAUUCACCACAUCGUAUGCUGGACGAGAAGCACGUAAGUUGCCCAACACCCAUGAACUAAACUUAUCACAGCUCUUCAUCAUCAUCAUCAGCAGGCAAUCAUAAACUUCUUGCACCACUUCACUAUGUCUCUCCUCCAACACUAAGUAGGUAAGUACUUUCUUUAAAGAAUAUACUUACAUAAAGAAUAAUGUAUGUAUUCAUUAUUUGUUCCAAAAAAGUUCCAGUGACAUAUGGAACGACAAUGGCAGGUGGAACUUUUCCAUUGCUCGUGAGUGUAUACCAAAACUUUAAUAGCAUAGGUAUACUUGCAUUAAGUAUAACAUUCGUAUGCCUUUCUUUUUAGAACCUCUUCUAAACCUUCAAAUGAAUUACCAUCCCACUAUAACAAUUCCAGCCAACUUCGUCCACCCGUGCGUCCACGCCACCGACGCAUGUCUGAAGACAGCCAUUCAGGAGGCUCUCCCGGGGUUCGUGCGAGGGGUGCCGGACCUCGGCAUAGAGUCUAUUGUCCCCUACACGGUGGACAAAUUGUCCUUGACCCUGCCCGGGGGACUCAAGGUCACCUUCACGCACGGCGUCGCUAAGGGUUGGGAUGGGUGCGUGGUCAGGGAUGCCAAGUUGAUGAAUCACACCAUUAAAUUUGAAGUGCGUUGUACUUUAACAGUCACAGGAAAAUAUGUAUCAACAGGAAAAAUACUUAUCUUUCCUAUAAAUGGUGGAGGAGAUUCCUAUAUUAAAUGCAACAACCUAGACAUGACGAUAACGCUUCAGCUAGCCCCGGUGCUACGGGACGGGCUACAGUACCUGAAGCUGCAGAGACACUCGACCACCCACCGGUACAGCGGGCAGGUUGUCUACCACAUGACUAACCUCGUGCAGAACAGCCCGUUUAUCAGUGAGUACAUGUUGAAUGGAAGUAACUUAGUCCUGAAGUUCAUGAACAAACACUGGAGGCUGGUUGCUGAAAAGUUCGGAGACCCGGUCGUGGCAGUCGGCGCCAGAAUAGUCAUGAAGAACAUCGAACAACUGUUCAAUACUGUUCCGAUGUUGGAACUUAUAAGAUUAACUUUCUAA
Molecule: messenger RNA, 1823 nt
Organism: Plutella xylostella (diamondback moth)
Lineage: Eukaryota; Metazoa; Arthropoda; Insecta; Lepidoptera; Plutellidae
Source: RefSeq, a predicted model, not a curated record